Messenger RNA from Ceutorhynchus assimilis (cabbage seed weevil), 9611 nucleotides. The record is from the annotation of a GenBank genome assembly. Lineage: Eukaryota; Metazoa; Arthropoda; Insecta; Coleoptera; Curculionidae.
UAAAUUUUGGAAAACAGAUGGCGCCACGUAUCGUUCUCCUUGAACUUAUGCAACAGUUCAUGUUUUUGUAUUCUCGUUGUAGGCAACUAAACAAACUCCAGAUAUUUUUUAAAAACUGACAAGAGUUGGCGAAGUUGCACGACAAGUGUCGACUCCUAGUGCGUCAAAAAGGCACUACCUAACAUUCUUUGGCUGGAUGUGUUCUGUGUUCUGUUCUUGUUCCGUGUUCCCUAGUCAAGUCAAAAUCGUAGCUGGCUGCUAUCUGCAUUGGUGUAAUUUGAGUUCAUGAAUUUUAUUAGUGCUCAGACACUCCCAGCAAUUGAAAAAAAACUGUUUGUAAUUGAUAUAAUUGGUAAACUGGACGCUGUAUCGGUGAAUAAGUGCACUAUGGACAUUUCCGCGAACAAAGAAUCUGUGGUUAAUAGCUUCUUUGCUCUCUGUUUCAAAAUGGAGUAGGAAGAUUUUUGUUGUUAUUCUGAAAGAAGAAAGAACAACGUGUUGUUUUCGAUCAAAUGCCGUUUGAACCAACAAGCUAAUGCAGUGAUUUUGCACUUCGGAAUAGACGGAAAUAAACAAUAUAACAGGCAUGGGAAUUAAAAUGGUAUAGGACAAAAAGACAUUCCAGUAAAUAUUCUUGAACUUAUCCUAGCGAAUCUAGUAGUUCAUUCAAGUGUGCAUGCAAGAAUCUCCAUGCCUGAUUCCUCUAGUUUAAGCUACUAGUUCCUAUGCAUAGCCUUUCGAAGGGAUUCCCGGAGCGAUUCGACGAGGCAUCGUGUACAAAAUGUGCCUUGGACCAUAAAAUGUGAUGCAGAUCUACGCUGAGGCGUGGAGAGGCCUGCUCCUGGGCAUGCCUGCUCUCAGGCCACCGCCAUUGAGUCACCCGCGGGUAUGGUAGGACUUUGGGGCGUAGCAUUGGCAGCGGCGGCCUGGCUGUGUCUGGCUGCGGGACUGCCAAGGGGCCUCCCUGGGCUUAGACCUCCCAGUUCAGGGGCUCUCUUGGGUCAGUACCCCCGGGCUGGAGAACCUUCACUCCGUCUUUCUCACAUGGCCAUCGAUUACAAGACGCGCAGGAUUUAUGUUGCCGGUGUUAAUGUCCUUCUUCAACUGGACCCCAAUUUGAACUUGGAGCACUUUGUCAUAACUGGUCCGAAAAACGAUAGCCCCCUAUGCCAUGCCACUGGCUGUACCGAUCCCGAAAUUCGGCUCUCGCUUAUGGACAAUUAUAACAAAGUUCUUCUCGUCGAACCCGAAUCGAGAAAUUUAAUUACAUGCGGUUCUCUGUACCAGGGUGCCUGUUCUAAAUACCGACUAAGCAAUAUUAGUGCAGAAGCUAAGUUUAUACCUAAAAGCGUUGCAGCGAACGAUGUAAAUGCUUCAACUUACGCAUUCAUUGGUCCAAAGAGCUAUAAUCCUUGGGGUAGGUCGAAUAUCCUUUAUGUUGGUACCACGUUCACCAACCAAGGAGAAUAUAGACAUGACGUGCCGGCGAUAGCGAGUAGGGACCUGGAUUCUAUGGAGUACGCGGAGUUUUCAUUUAGCAAACAGUCUAUGGUCGAAAUUGAUGUUAAAUAUAGGGAUCAUUUUAUAGUUCAGUACAUCUACGGGUUUAAUGCGAGUGAUUACGCGUAUUUCGUUAUCGUGCAAAAACAAUCUCAUCUUCCCGGACAAGAAGAGCAAGGGUAUGUGUCGCGACUAGCAAGAACUUGUAUUAACGAUCCGAACUACGAUAGCUAUACAGAAGUGACUUUGCAGUGCGUCGAUGGUGAUCAAAAAUAUAAUCUCGUGCAGGACGCAAAGAUGACUUUAGCUGGCGAAGAGUUAGCCAAUGUCAUGGGGAUAGAAGUAGAUUCACCUGUAUUGAUAGCCGCGUUCAGGCCUGCCCGCGGUAUUACGAACGAGCCACAAAAUCAUUCGGCUCUUUGUAUAUUUUCGCUUAGAGAAAUUGAAAAUAAGUUCAUAGAAAACAUACAUAUGUGUUUUAAUGGUAGCGUUAAAUACAGAAAUAUGGGUUAUAUCUCAGGUCCAGUCCUGGACGGCAAAUGUCCAGCUAGUGGCUCAGCCGGUAACAUUCCAAAUUUUUGUGGUGACGUAGGCCUAAAAAUCAGCGGUAUCAUUCCAAUUACCACAAAUGCAGCCCUUGUUUUUCCCAACAUUUCAUUAUCAGCGGUUGCUACAGCUUCGACUGGUAGACACGUAAUGGCUUUUCUUGGUACUACUGAUGGAUUCAUCAAGAAGGUACUUCUCAAUGGACCAAACCCUCCAGAGUAUGAGGAAGUUCUUGUUGAUGCUGGAAAUCCCAUUAUGCCCGACACCACUCUUUCACCUACUGGUGAUUAUUUAUAUGUUUUAUCAAAAUCCAAGGUGUCCAAAAUAAAUGUCGAACACUGCAGCACAUACACAAAUUGCUCCGCCUGUUUAGAAUCAAAAGAUCCAUAUUGUGGAUGGUGUUCUUUGGAAAAACGAUGUACUGUACGUAGUACUUGUCAAAAAGCUUCGCAUAGUGCUCCACGUUGGUUAUCCCUUGGAACUGGUCAGCAAUGCAUUGAAUUUGAACAAGUGCAACCAGAACGCAUUCCGAUUAAUCAAAUGACUACCGUCCGAUUAACUAUAAGAACUUUACCAGAACUUCCAUUUGGAGCUAAAUACAAAUGCGUAUUUGGUUCUUCAGAACCUAUUGAUGCCCAAGUAACAGAAUUUGGGCUUAGCUGUCCUACUCCUGACAUCUCUAGGAGGCCAAAAAUUCCUUCCAAAAUGGACCAUAUUCUGGUGCCACUUAGCGUACGAUCGUCUGAAACAAAUAAGGAUUUUGUAUCAAGAAAUUUUGCUUAUUACGAUUGUGAAAAGCACACAACCUGCGGAGAGUGCGUAAGAUCGAAAUGGGCUUGCAAUUGGUGCGUUUAUGAAAAUAGAUGUACGCAUAAUAUAUCGAAUUGCCAAAGAAACGUCAUUAGCGGUGAAAAUAAUCCAAGUACUCUGCCCAAUCAUGGUUAUGCCUAUUGUCCACAAUUUAAGAAACGAGAUGUGAUACUACUACCUAACAAUGUUCUUAAAGAAAUUGUAUUUGAGGUCAAAAAUUUGCCCCAUCCCCAAGCUGGCCACAUUGGCUUUAAAUGUAUAGUAGUUAUAGAAGGUGCCACUAUGUUAGUUCCUGCAAGAGUUGACGCUGAUAGAUUUAUUGUAUGUGAUAAAACGACUUAUUCAUAUGAAGCCAACGAAGGUGAACAUGAGGCUAGUGUAAAAGUAGUAUGGAACAGAAACCACCAUAUAGAUUCUAUUAAUGUUAUUUUGUACAAAUGUGAUAUAUUGGGGUCUCAUCGGGAGCACCCUGACUGUUCAUUGUGCGUUACUAGAAAUUCUAAAUAUCAGUGUACCUGGUGUGGCAACUCCUGCCAGUAUGCAGAAACCUGCUUGCAUACGCCACAUACCGAAUGUCCCAGGCCUAGGAUUGAUGUGAUUAAACCACUUAGUGGACCCAUUGAGGGUGGAACUUUGGUAACAAUUGAAGGUAGCAAUUUAGGUUUAAAAAAAGAAGAUGUCCAAGGCAAAAUCCGAAUAGGUGAUGUCCCUUGUAAACUAGUCAACUAUGAAGUAUCAGUUAAAAUACAGUGUGUGACAGGGCCUUCGAGAAUAGAACACGCUGCGCCUAUAGUUGUAGGAAAUGAGGCUGGUUAUACUAAAUCCACAGUUGAAUUCAGUUAUCAGGAUAUAAAAUUAAUUGGAAUAUAUCCUGCUAUAGGCCCACAGAGUGGCGGUACUUUAUUAGCAAUAACCGGAAAAUAUUUGAAUAUAGGUUCCGAAAUCACAGCAUAUUUGGAUAAUAAUAUUUGCACAGUUAAUCUUACUCAAGCCUCCAGCGGCCGAUUAACUUGUAUAACUUCAAAGGCUACAAAACCAUCAAAUAUUGCCCAACUUACAUUAAGUAUCGACGGUGCUAAUCGCACCUUGGAAGGGAAUCCUUUUAACUACACUCAAGAUCCGACCAUUAUGGAAAUAAAGCCCCUGAACAGUUUCGUGUCUGGAGGCAAAAUGAUAUUUGUUCAUGGAAAUAACUUGGACAGUAUCCAAAAACCAGAAAUGGAAGUUUAUUCUUAUAAUGAACCUAAUAUUCCAAUAAACAGUACAGUCUGUACUGUGUUAAGUUCUACACAAAUGGAAUGCCCUAGCCCUGCUGUGAAUAGAGUAUUUGAUGCUUAUAGUAUGAGGUCUAAGAGAAGUUUAAGGAAACCGGCAGCUAUAAAGAUGAAAGAGCCAAAAUUAAUACUAAAAAUCGGAUUUAUUAUGGACAACGUACAAUCGGUUCGUAAUCUAGAGAAACAUUUUCCAAAUUUGCGUUCGUCCAUUUUAUAUGUAGAAGAUCCGAAAUUUAUACAAUUCCCGAAUCAAAUAAAACUUUACAAAGGAGAUACACUUGUGAUAGAAGGUGAAAACUUAAAUGCAGCUAGUGAUGAGGCUGACGUAGUUGUAACAAUUGGCAGUAAACCUUGUAACGUAACUAGUUUAGCCAUGUCCCAAUUAGUGUGUUCACCGCCUGAAAUGCAACCGACUGAUACUGAUGAAAAUGGCUUAAAGACUGACACAAAUCUUCCUUUGGUUGUGGUAAGAGUAGGUAGAAGUUUAAGAUUCCCCAUAGGAUAUUUAAAAUACGAUUUAUACAAAACCUUCGCUUUUCCUCCAGAAGCAAUAAUUUUAAUAGUUGCUGGUAUUUUGUUGUUUGGUUUCUUCUUUGUGGCUGUACUUUUUGUUUACCGAAGAAAAUCUACUCAGGCAGAGAGAGAAUAUAAGCGAAUCCAAAUACAAAUGGACACGUUAGAGAGCAAUGUUCGGUCAGAGUGUAAAUUAGCGUUUUUUACAGCUUUCGCAGAGUUACAGACUGACAUGACUGAUUUGACGGCUGAUUUAGAAAAUUCAGGAAUUCCUACAUUAGAUCACACUACCUACAUCAUGAAAGUCUUCUUUCCAGGUGUCAGUGAUCAUCCUAUAUUAAAUGCACUUAAGGUUCGACUCAAUGGCCCUAAAAAUUAUGAUGCAGCUAUGUUACAAUUUGAACAAUUAAUAAAUAAUAAAUAUUUUAUUUUAACGUUUAUAGAAAUAUUAGAAGAUCAAAAAUCAUUUAAUAUUAGAAAUAAGGUUAAUGUAGCGUCCUUGUUGAUGGUGGUGUUGAUGGAUAAAAUGGAGUAUGCAACCGAUAUAUUAAAGUGUUUAUUACUACGGUUAGUCGAGAAAUCUGUAAAUACAAAACACCCUCAAUUAAUGUUACGUCGUACAGAGAGCGUUGUUGAAAAAAUGUUAACCAAUUGGAUGGCAUUGUGCAUGUAUCAUUAUUUGAAAGAAUAUGCAGGUUCUUCCCUGUUUCUGUUAUUUAAAGCUAUCAAGCAUCAAAUUGAAAAGGGUCUUGUUGAUGCUAUUACACAUGAUGCUAGGUAUUCACUUUCCGAGGAGAGAUUAUUGAGGGAAAAUGUUGAACACGGCUCUGUGACUUUGCAUAUUGUUCAAGACGAUUUGGACGAAAAGAUUCAAUGUAAAGUAUUGGACUGUGAUACUAUCAGCCAAGUGAAAUCAAAAAUAUUGGAUGCUCUGUUCAAGAACACUCCAUUCUCGUUAAGACCAUCAAUACAUGAAGUAGAUUUAGAAUGGAGGCAUGGAAGAGGGGGUCACCUAACACUCCAAGAUGAGGAUCUAACCAGCAAAACAAUAGGAGGUUGGAAAAAAUUAAAUAAUUUAGCCCAUUACGGUGUUAAAGAAAGUGCUGUUAUGUCUUUGAUUUCAAGGCAAAAUGAUAGUUUCACUAAUUGCAAACAGCCUUGUCACAAUUGCGUAACUGGAAUGUAUUUAAAUAAUUCACAAACUCCAAUUAUUCCUCAUGCCAAUGGAGAUGUUGAGGCACCAAAUCACCCUCGAGUAUUUCAUUUGAUAAAGCCUAUGGAAGAUCAUCACUGCCCUAAUAGCCGGGGUCCUGAAAGGACGCACAAAGCCAUUCCAGAAAUAUUUUUAACCAGAUUAUUAUCCACUAAAGGCACUGUACAGAAAUUUGUAGAUGAUUUCUUCAUGACCAUUUUGACUGUGAAUGACGCUUUGCCACCAGCAGUGAAAUGGCUCUUUGAUCUUCUAGAUGAAGCAGCUAGAAAGCAUGGAAUUCAAGAUCCGGAGGUUGUAUAUGCGUGGAAAUCAAAUAGUCUUCCUUUGAGGUUUUGGGUUAAUUUUAUUAAAAAUCCAGACUUCAUUUUUGACAUAAACAAAACUACUACAUUAGAUUCUUGUUUAUCUGUAAUUGCACAAACGUUUAUGGACGCAUGUUCCACUAAUGAGCAUCGUUUGGGGAAGGAUUCGCCAUCCAACAAACUCCUUUUUGCAAAGGAUAUUCCGCGGUACAGAGAUAUGGUGUCCCAGUUUUACUCUGAUGUAGCAAAGCUGCCUGUGAUAACGGACCAAGAAAUGGGGUCAGCUAUGCAACAGUUAUCCGCACAACAAGCUGAGGAAUUCGACACGGUGGCAGCUCUGAGGGAACUGUAUAUCUAUGUUGCAAAAUAUAGAGAGCCUUUGCUGGAAGCUCUUUCUUCUGAUCCCGUAUGUUGGCGUUUGAAUUUGGCUCAAAAACUGGACAGCAUCGCUUACAUUCUAGGAGGCGAAGAGACAUCUGGUUGCUGACCACGUGAGUCACCUGAUCCGCUGCUGCCUCAAUCGUUAGCGCCUUGACUGCGUAUUUGACACACGCGUUGCUUUUGUUGACAGUAAUAUUUAUUUUACCAUAUUUUCGUUUUCUGUUUCUCGUUGUUUUUGUUAAUGUUGCACAAAUGAAGAAAUCACAAGUUAAUUAAUUUCAACUUAUAAUUAUCCCGAGUAAAUUUAAUUUUAUUCAAAAAUCCGCCGCACUUUCGGAAAAUAAGUGUGCAAACGACUCUACUUAAUAAAGACUUAUUAUUUAAUUUUUUUAUUAUUUUUGAGGAACUUAGUUUAACAAUAAUAUUAUAGAAUUAAACAUAUUUUUAAUUUUAUAAAAUAAUAAUAUAUUUUUAAUUAAUCUCAUUAUAUCAGGGUAGGCAGCUUAUUUAUAGACAUACAUAUUUAUUAGUUUUUCUUUCAGAAGGGAUUUCAGCUAGUUGAAAUAAGUAUAGCCUUCGUUCACUUUCACAAAUAAAUAAAUUACAUACAUUAUGUAUUUUUUGUAAAGACUAAUUAUUUACGUAAAGCAAGCAUCACCAAGCUUAAAUUAACAAAACAAAACGAAAGGAAAAUUCUGUUCUGUUAACAAAGCUAUAUGGCGUGUGCGUUUGAUCGUAUUAUUCUGUGAUAUGGCGCAUGAUCAGGUGACUGUUAAAUGGAUGUGUACUUACCCUCCAGCGGUCACUAGUUUCCUUCCUGAGUGCCUCGCUACGCUGAUGGGACGUGAAGUGGAAAAAGACAGUGUUUUUUUGCGCGCAACAUUCGUUAUGCCAAUGAUAUUAAUUAUUAUUAACAGCGCAUUAUAGUACACUCGUCGAAUUUGGCUAAUAUAUUAGGAAAAGACAUUUUCUUGUCUAAAUGAUUUCAAAAAAUUUCAUAUACUUAUAUAUAUAUUUUUUUUUCGUUAGUUGAUAGUUUUCAAAAGACUCUUUCCAUGUGAACAAUCUUAUUCAAUACAUUUUUGUCUUCAAUCUUGAAAAAAAAAAUUGACAAUGAGACUAAAAGUAAGAGUGCGUUUUAGAUUUUUUAAAAUAGGGAGGUUUCAUUUACCUUCUCAGAAUUGAAACUAUAUUACUUGCAAAGUAAGUGUAUGCAAAUGAUAAACUAAUAAUAAUUAUUAUUGUUGUAAUCACUUUUCCAUGGCAAAUGUCAAGAAAAAUUUCAGAAUUUUUCGUCCCAGAGUUAUGCCGACAAAAGUAAAGUGAAAAUCAAAUUUUAUGUAACUGUCCACAUGGAAAAAAGUUCAGAACCAUUCAAAGGUUAAUAAAUUUUUGAUAGCAUUCAGUGUUUCAUUUCUUCAAUAUCCGGCAUGACCAAAUUAGUUCACAAAUUUAAUCGGUUUAGCGGCACUUCAAAAAUUCAUUUUUUUUCUUACAAAAAGACGGUCCUAACAAUGCAUUCUUGGGCUGAUGAAAUUUGAGUUAAUUCUUUUUAUUUUCACCACAUUUAUGUGUAAUAACAAAGUUUUUCUUAUAAUUUAAUUUGAUAUGAUAAGAUUUGCCUUUUUCUAAAAAUAUUUGUAAGGGCCUCAAAAUGACAGUGUAGUGUAUCGUUCGGUCCGGUUAGCCUAGUUUUUAAGUAGAUAUAGACAUUGAUUGAUUCUACGUGCAUGACUGAUGUUCAACUCAAUUUUUAGCUGUAAAAUAAAUAUAUAUUUUUUUUAUAGGUUUAAAGUACUACAGUUGAAGUUUUUGUCAUUCUAGCAGAUUUACAAUUUUUAGAAAAAUUAUUUAACAUCUUAUUGAACAAGGUUAUUGUAGAUCUACAAGCAAUGUAAACCCUUUGGAAAUGGCGACUACUUUUAAAGUGUUGAAUACCAACUGUAUUUAAAAAAGAAUAAACAAAAUUCUCAUUUUGUUUUAAUUCAAAUUUUAAGAAUGUAGUAACUAGCAUUAUCAGUUCUUUUGUUUUUUUUUUUUUUAGCUUAAUAUAAUGAAGAGUGCAAUUUAAAAUACAGAUUGAUAAAUUAUAACUGAUAUAAUAUUUAAUAUAAUACCUAAAUAUUCUAUUCUAGAAGCUUUAUCUUUUUUAAAUAUAGUUUUUUUUUUGAGAUCUUCUAUAGGAUACGUGUCAAAAAGACUACAAGGUUGGAAAGGUUUUUUAAUUCUGUCAAAUAUUUCUGUAAUUUAGUGAUGGCCAAAUAGUUGUUUAAAUUUUCUGUAGAUUAAAUUAAUAAAUAGAAGGUAGUGUAUUAAAUAAUAAUCCAUGCCCUAGAUAUUUUUGGCAAAAUUCAGACAUUCUCUAACUUUGUAUAUAUUAAUUAGGUGACUAGACCUCCUCCUUGUUCCAGUCUUUAGUUAAGAGCGUUUUUUUUUCUGUUAUUCGAAUUAAUUUUUUGGCUCAAUUUUCUCAAGAAUCUGAUGUUGCAGUUGCAGCAAUGGCCUGUCACCAACUACCAAGUAAUAAUGACACAUAAAUACAUAUUAUGUGAUGACAUUUUCUAGACUGUAACAUAACAUGUUUCAAAACGAAAUUUGAUGGAAAUUGUUAAAUAAUUCUAUUAUGUUUUCUUUUGUAAAUAUAUGAAAUGUGCAUAUAGAUUAAUAUAUCGGGUUUAUAAAUUAAGCAUACAUUCAUCAAUAUUAGAUUGUGUUAGGACAAAAUAUUUUGAAAUUUUACUCAUGUACAUGUAGGAUGGCCUCUUUGAAGUGUGAUAUUAUGAUAACAAUGAUUAUCCCAACCCCUCCCACACAUGAAAAUCUAUUUUUAUUGAUAUUGCUGCAAUUCGAGUAAUAAUAUAAUCGAAAAAUGGCGAUGAGUGCAUUUUGAGGAGGCCUCAAUUUUUUUUAAAUAAAUAUUGAUGUCUCAAUUUUAAAUAAUUAUUAUAAAAUAAAGAAAUCUUAGAUCAAAUACACAGACUGUAAAGCAUUUUUUACUUAUUUAUUCUUUUUUUUUUAAUAAAUUAUUCUCUUGAAUUUGUUUAUGUCAUUUAUAGCAGCUUUUAUUCUCUC